GGCAAGAAGUGGUACGGUGGCAAAGGUCGGGCGACGAAUAAGAGGACAAAAGGGGGUGGUCAUUUGUAUGUCUUGCCAUCGCCAUCGAAGGCUGCCCUCCUUCUUCAAGAUCCUUCACAGAAAGAGUGAAUAUAUUGAAAGAGGCAAACGAUGGCGCUGAUCCGGGUUCGGCUGGGGGUCCCCUCGAUCCACUGCCCGACGUGCGUCACCCACAUCGAGACGCUCUUACAGCCACCGUCGGUUUCUCCCGGCUCCGUCGCCGUCUCGGUGCUCGACCACAGCGUCGCAUUUGACCUCUGGCUCGACGAGGCAGACUAUCCCACGGCCCAGACCCGUCUCGCCUCCGUCCUCGCCAUCCUUCGUGAGGGCGGCUACGAAACCGAGAGCGUCGAAACGAGGCGCGUGCCCGUCGAUGCACCAAGGCGGUCGUCGACAUCUUCGUCCAGGACACAAGCAUCCGUGGGGAAAACAAGGGACAACGAUAAGCACGCGACGGCGCUUGAUGACCAGCUCCGCCUGCUCUCUCACCUCAGCUUCCGUUACGGCGGGGACGACGACGGCAAUGACGGCAAGGAUGGUGAGGGCGGGCCACCGUCGCUCUAUCAGCGCUUGUUCCGGCCACGCCACGCACAAAGACUGCGCGAGAGGGAGCAGAAGAGGCAGGAGCAGCGAGACAGGUGGCAACGCCACAUUGAGGCCUGCGAGGCGUGCCGAUCCCAGACCGACGCUGGCGUCGCUCGCCAGCAGCGCGAAUCGGAAGCGAGCCGUCCGCAAGAGCGCUAUCACGUCGAGGUCUCGAUUGGCGGCAUGACUUGUGCAUCGUGCGCUGCUAAUGUGAAGACGGCGGCGGAACACGUCGCUGGGGUCCUGGAGAUCUCUGUCGAAGUAAUCGGCGGACGGGCGACGGCGACGGUGGACUCCGAGGCGGCGGCAGGCAGUCUGGCGGAAGCCAUCGAAGAUGCCGGCUACGAGGUGUCUCUGUCCAAGGUGGUCCCUCUCACGGCAGACAAGAGCAACGGUGAAGACGAAGAGAAGACGCAUCGGCAUGCACGGGAGCCGUCGCAGUGGCAGACAUCCUUCAGCAUUCACGGCAUGACCUGUGCGUCGUGCGUUGGCAAUGUGACGAAGCUCGUCGAGUCGGACAAGCACGAGCUGUGCCCAGAGGGCGUAGAGCUUGUAUCAUUCGAGGUGUCUCUCUUCCAGAACAGUGCUGUUGCUGUCUUUCGAGUCGAGCAGCAGUCCGGAAAAGAGGAAGAUGACGCAAAUGCUGUCCGAAUUGCUUCGGAGAGGGUGGCGGAGACCAUCGAGGAUGCCGGUUACGACUGCUCCAUAUCCGACAUUGCCAAACAUAGGGAGAAGCAGGGGCCGGCGCAGCGCAGUGGCGAACAAAGGACGCUGGACGUCGUCCUGGAGGGCAUGUUCUGCCAGUACUGCGUCGAUAAGGUCCGACGUCACAUUGAGCAGCAGGUUGACAGCGGACUUCUGAUCUGCGACCUUGACCGUCUUUCACUGUCUCACCCCCGGCUGACACUGACAUACACGCCCAACCCACCGAGCCAUACCGUCCGAUCCAUUCUUGACGGUCUCAACGGCAUCGACCCCAACACCAUCCAAGCCCGACUGGCCCCAUCCUUUGGGUCCGAUGCAAACUCCUCUUCAGCCAGCGAGCGCUUUGCUCGGCGCGAGCUCCGCCUGCUCCUCAUUCGCCUCGCCCUCGCCUUUCUCUUUGUCCCACCAACGCUCCUCAUCGCUGUCCUCGUGCCGACGUUUCUGCCUCGCCAACACGCGCUACGCCGGUCACUGUCCUUGCCCACCUGGGGAAGGACAACGCGUGCCGACAUCAUCCUCUGGGCCCUGGCGACGCCCGUGCAGUUUGGCGUGGGCAGCAUCUUCUAUGCGCGCGCCUUCAAGAGCCUCAGGACGACGUGGUCUCGCCGUGGCAACCGAUCCUGGAUCGACAGGACGCUGCGAUGGGGCGACAUGAACGUCCUCGUCGCCCUCGGCACCAGCGUGGCCUACUUUGCCAGCCUCGUCUUUCUCUUCGUCGAUGCCUCGAUGUCGGCGCCCAAGGACGGCAUGAUGGACAUGGGCGAUUCGAUGCUGUAUUUUGACACCAGCGUCUUUUUGGUCUUCUUUAUCCUCCUGGGCAGGGUCCUCGAAGCAUGGUCGAAGCGCAAGACCACGAGCGAUGUAGCGGCUCUGGGAGCAUUGCGACCCACGAGUGGCCUCCUGAUAGUCGACCAGGGCGACAGCACGACGACAGCAUUGCAAACGCGCACUGUUGACGUCUCGCUCUUUGAGAUCGGAGACGAGGUUCUCGUUCCCGUGGGGUCGUCACCGCCCCUGGACGGCGUCGUGGUUGGAGCCGAGAAUGCGCCGGAAUUCGAUGAGUCGGCGUUGACGGGCGAGUCGAGAGGCGUGCCCAAGGCAAACGAGGACGUCGUCUAUGCUGGUACGGCACACAUUGGGUCACCCUCUGCUUCAACAUCGUCUUCUGCACCUUGUCGCGUUCGCAUCACCGCUCGCGCCGGUUCAUGCGUCGUCGAUGGCCUCGUCGAUGCCGUCCGCGCCGCAGCAUCCAAGAGGGCGCCCUUACAGGCUAUUGCCGACACCCUCGUCGGCUACUUUGUCCCAGCCAUUGUGGGCCUCAGCAUCUUGGUCUUAUGCGUUUGGUGUAUCGUUCUCUACGCUCCCACCGGCGUCAACGUACCCGGCCACGAAGACGAGGAACGGAACCGCUUCCUCUACGCGCUACAAUUUGCGGUAAGCGUUCUCGUUGUGGCGUGCCCCUGUGGCAUCGGUCUGGCUGUGCCUGCGGCUCAGAUGGCUGGCGUGGGUGUCGCUAGCCGCCACGGCGUGCUCGCACGAGGCGGCGGACCUGCUUUGGCGAGGGCUGCAAAGUUCGCGUCGUCCUCCCCUGCGAGGACGGCCGGCAGGGCCAUGGUAUUCGACAAGACGGGGACCAUCACACGUGGUGGGGGUGGCGCUGUCGUCGAGGAAGCCCGAUUCUUGGGGCAAGGCAAAGCGGAGCAGGGAGACUGGGAAGAUCGGCAAGAGGACGUGUGGGAUGUGGUGCAGAGCGUCGAAGGCUGCAGCACCCACCCGGUCGCGCAGACCGUCGCGGCUUGGUGCUCGUCUCAGCUUGAGACACGAUCGGCAGAGCAGGCUGGUAGGGCGACCGUCGAUAGUAGCAGCGUGCAAGAAGUCACAGGUCGAGGUAUCAAGGCAGAGAUUGUAGCUUCUGUUACGAAGUCCAGAUCAACCAUCUUCAUUGGCAGCGCUCGUUUCAUGGAGGAGGAGGUCUUCAAGAGUGGCGACCAAGGCGGUGACAUGGCGAAGGAGCAAGUCGAAGCCGUGGUACAGCGCUGGCAAGGCCAAGGCGGCAGCGUUGUCUUUGUCGGCACCGUCGAGCAGUCAUCGUCUGCGUCGUCUGCAAACGCUCGAGGCGGUCGACUGCUGGCCCUCUUUCAUGUCUCUGACUCUCUUCGACCAGAGGCUAAGGAGGUUCUCGCGCUUCUGCGUCGGCAAUAUCUCGGCAAGGAUCCAGAGUCGACGUGGGUAGUCAGCGGCGAUGCGCCUGCAACUGUCGAGGGCGUGGCUGGGCGUGUGGGCGUGCAGCCACAUUGCGCCGUAGGAGGGGUGAUGCCACUCGACAAGGCGAAAUGGGUCCAACGGCUCCAGCAUGGUCUAGCUCAAGCGAAUGGCAACCUGGACAUCGAGCGUCAGAACGCCGAUGCUGAUCACGCAAGCGAGGACCCGAAGAAGACGGCCCUUGUCGCCUUUGUCGGCGACGGCAUCAACGAUGCACCUGCGCUGGCUUCUGCGGACCUCUCUAUCGCCUUGGGUUCUGGCUCGGUUCUGGCGAGCACCACGGCUGACUUUGUCCUGCUGACAUCCGAGGAGCCUCUCGUCGGCAUCCUGACGAUUCUGUCGCUUGCCAAGAGAACACACUUCACGAUGCUGGCCGGAUUUGCAUGGGCGUGCGCCUUCAAUGUUGCACUCAUCCCCUUGGCCGCCGGCGUUCUCGUCCCCACUGGCUUUACCUUGGGCCCAAGCUGGAGCGGCCUCGCGAUGGCUCUCAGCAGUUGCUCCGUCGUUCUCAACGCUCUCACGCUCCGACUUUGGACGCCUCCUCGCCGUGAAUCAGCCAUUUGAGAAUACUAGACGGAUUGUUGCAUUUCCCAUAAGCAGAUUCUCAAGGGAGAGACAGUAAAACAAACAGAGCAGAGACCAAAAGAGCGGCUCUCUGUGCAAGCGUACAAAUACAAAUGGUUCGACAAAGUAAACCUCUUUCUAGUGGCUGGGACCAGUUGCAAAGGUCGUUUUCUUGAUGAAGGGGAAAGCAUCGAUGUUGAGGAAGCGGCCCGUCGAAGGGAUGAGUUGG
This is a messenger RNA of Acaromyces ingoldii, 4384 nucleotides long. RefSeq names its product heavy metal translocatin. Gene Ontology annotation, biological process: monoatomic cation transport; copper ion homeostasis. Gene Ontology annotation, cellular component: membrane. NCBI's taxonomy places the organism in Eukaryota, Fungi, Basidiomycota, Exobasidiomycetes, Exobasidiales, Cryptobasidiaceae. Gene Ontology annotation, molecular function: copper ion binding; P-type divalent copper transporter activity; nucleotide binding. The transcript is spliced from 3 exons. Bases 151 to 4155 code for a protein of 1334 amino acids. The record is from RefSeq and is a predicted model, not a curated record.